Lepus europaeus (European hare) is the source of this 3318-nucleotide messenger RNA. It is a transcript of the gene ABCB10, whose product is annotated as ATP binding cassette subfamily B member 10. The record is from RefSeq and is a predicted model, not a curated record. Gene Ontology annotation, biological process: transmembrane transport. The transcript has 13 exons. Gene Ontology annotation, cellular component: membrane. NCBI's taxonomy places the organism in Eukaryota, Metazoa, Chordata, Mammalia, Lagomorpha, Leporidae. Gene Ontology annotation, molecular function: ATP hydrolysis activity; ATP binding; ABC-type oligopeptide transporter activity. Bases 16 to 2205 code for a protein of 729 amino acids.
GUCGCUAGCGGCGCCAUGCGCGGCCCCGCGGCCUGGCCGCUUCUGCUGCUCGUGCGGCGGAGCCCGGCGGGGCCGGGGCGGCUCCUGCCGGCUGCCGGCAUGUGGACCGCGGCCACCCGUGCCCCAGGGUCUCUGCCGCGGCCCUGGGGCGCAGGGCCGGGGCUUGUCGCCGGGGCCGCGCGCCGCUGCAGGAGCGGCUGCCCGGGUUGGGGUCCCAGGGGUCCGGGCGGCGGCGCGGCAGCCGUGCGGCUCCUGGGGCUGUGGGCUCGGCCCCUCGGCGCCUGCAGGUGCGGAGCGCUUAUCCGGCCGGGUGCUCCCCGGCUCCUGCGCACUGGGCUCCCCGGCGGCCCCGCGGCCGCUGCCCGGGCGGGAGGCGAGGCCUGGCGGCGCGGGUCGGCGGCGACGGCAGAAGAGGACUCGCGGCUGCGCCCCGCGGCGGCGGCCGGGCGCUCGGAGGCCCGGAAGCUCCUGGGGCUGGCGUAUCCCGAGCGCCGGAGACUGGCAGCUGCCGUGGGGUUUCUGGCCGUGUCCAGUGUCAUCACCAUGUCCGCCCCUUUCUUCCUGGGGAAGAUCAUUGACAUCAUCUAUACCAAUCCCACGGUGGACUACGGUGACAAGCUGACUCGCCUCUGCCUUGGCCUCACCUGUGUGUUUCUGUGUGGUGCUGCUGCCAAUGCUGUCCGUGUCUACCUCAUGCAAACCUCAGGUCAGCGCAUUGUGAAUAGGCUGAGAACUUCGUUGUUCUCCUCCAUUCUGAGGCAGGAGGUCGCUUUCUUCGACAAGACUCGCACAGGAGAACUGAUUAACCGCCUGUCCUCAGACACCGCACUCCUGGGACACUCUGUGACUGAAAACCUUUCCGACGGGCUCAGGGCUGGAGCCCAGGCUUCUGUCGGCAUCGGCAUGAUGUUUUUUGUCUCGCCUAGCCUGGCCACCUUUGUUUUGAGUGUGGUGCCUCCAAUCUCUAUUCUUGCAGUGAUUUAUGGACGAUAUCUACGGAGACUGACCAAAGCCAGGCAGGACUCGCUGGCACAAGCCACUCAGCUAGCUGAGGAACGCAUUGGAAAUAUAAGAACUGUCCGAGCUUUUGGGAAAGAGAUGACUGAAAUGGAGAAAUACACCAGCAAAGUCGACCACGUGAUGCAGUUGUCAAGGAAAGAGGCUUUUGCUCGGGCUGGCUUCUUCGGCGCAACCGGGCUCUCUGGGAACCUGAUUGUGCUUUCCGUCCUGUACAAAGGGGGGCUGCUGAUGGGCAGUGCCCACAUGACAGUCGGUGAACUCUCUUCCUUCCUAAUGUAUGCUUUCUGGGUUGGACUAAGCAUUGGAGGCCUGAGCUCUUUCUACUCGGAGCUGAUGAAAGGACUGGGCGCAGGGGGGCGCCUCUGGGAGCUCAUGGAGAGAGAGCCCAAGCUGCCUUUCAAUGAGGGCGUCGUUUUAAAAGAGAAAAGCUUCCAGGGUGCUUUGGAGUUUAAGAAUGUGCAUUUUGCCUACCCGGCUCGCCCAGAGGUGCCCGUAUUUCAGGAUUUCAGCCUGUCCAUCCCAGCAGGAUCUGUCACAGCCCUGGUUGGCUCAAGUGGCUCUGGCAAAUCAACAGUGGUUUCCCUCCUACUGAGGCUGUACGACCCCAUUUCUGGAGCUAUCAGUCUCGAUGGCCAUGACAUCCGUCAGCUAAAUCCAGGCUGGCUGAGGUCCAAGAUUGGGACAGUGAGUCAGGAGCCAAUUUUGUUUUCUUGCUCCAUCGCUGAGAACAUUGCUUAUGGUGCCGACAACCCAUCCUCAGUGACUGCUGCACAGGUGGAGAGAGUGGCUGCACUGGCCAACGCAGCCUCGUUCAUUCAGAAUUUCCCCCAGGGGUUCGACACUGUGGUCGGAGAAAAGGGUGUUCUCCUUUCAGGUGGGCAGAAACAGCGGAUUGCAAUUGCCCGUGCUCUGCUUAAGAACCCCAAAAUCCUUCUCCUAGAUGAAGCAACCAGUGCCCUGGAUGCUGAAAAUGAGCACCUUGUCCAAGAAGCUCUAGAUCGGCUGAUGGAAGGAAGAACAGUGUUAAUCAUUGCCCACCGACUGUCCACCAUUAAGAAUGCUAACAUGGUUGCUGUUCUUGACCAAGGGAAAAUUACCGAAUACGGGAAACAUGAAGAACUACUUUCAAAGCCAGAUGGGAUAUUCAGAAAACUAAUGGACAAGCAAAGUUUUAUUUCUGCAUAAAGAAGCAAUCACUGGUCAACUGAAUGCGAGAGACUUAACACAAAAGAGUGUUGCAGAAAGAAAAUACUUACAGACUACAUGAAAUCUGUGAAUUAUACUUCAAGUUAUUUGAGAUAUGUCUAUUUUUUCCACAGUGUGUAAAAUAUGUUUCCAGAUGUACCUGUUCUCGAGGCCUUUUUUAUUCAGAGUUUUAAUAAUUAUACCUUUCAAAAUGUCUAUAGCACUGAAGUUAUUUUUGGGUUUUAUACUUUGUUUCAUCUUGGAAAGUUAUAAUUAAUGUGGCAUGGCACCCCAUUUUCUUCUGCCUGCUGUCAUAUACUAUAGCUAUUUUCAAAUGACAACUUUUAAAGGGAAUUAUAAAUAAAAGGCCUACUUAUUUUAGGCCAGUUUACUAUUCAUUGUGACCCAUCCACUUUGGGUCGGUAGGUAGGUGGUGAAAAUGAAGAGCUAAUGCUUUAUUUUACCCUGAUAAUCUCGUUAAAUGGACCUGCCUUACACACAGCCACAGUGACAGGGAGAAAAGAGAACACGGCUAUUACCUGCAUGCUGAGUCCUCAGAGGUGUGAGGGUCGAGGAAUAUGUGUUCCAUGGGAUGUGCCAGUGUUGGAAAGAGGGCGUUUUCAACAUUUUGAGACAUGAAAUCCUGAUGAGUUUUAUAAAAGGAAGAAUGUUUACUACCCUGAACAGGAAAAUUUCUAUUUUCUAAUCUUGGAAUUGUUAUUCUGCAGAAUAACAAGAAAGCUUCAGCAUGCAUCACUGUCCUGAAAAGAAGACAUUAGUAAUCCCUUUUCUUUUACUUAUGCUCAGAGUUUUAGUCACUUAAAUGUCUAGAGGCUCCUAAAGCCAUGUGACCAACCCCUGCAUUUGCCAUACUUUGUAUGACUCCUGUUAAUCUGCUGCUGCCGCCUCAAGAAAAAAAGCACCCAAACCUUAAAGUGACUAUGCUGGGAUAAUUAAAGUGGGGGUUUCUCCAUAUGUGAAGUGCUCACUAGUCCUGAUUAAACUGGAAUCAUGCAACACAUGAAGUUGUUGUAUUUCAUUCUCCUUAGGGAAUUUAUUAAUGAAUGAAAUGGACUCAAUAAAUCAAUAAAAGUAGUGACGUUUGACUUACAA